GCAAAUAUAAUUACUGUAUGCUGAUAAUAUGUUGCCUGUUAAUCUUAACGAUGUAUAUGGACCUUUUCGGCUUCUCCGUCCUGCUGCCGAGUGUCGCCUGCGACUUUGCAUUGACCAACACACAGCAAGGACUGCUAUCAGCUAUACCACUUAUAGGUAUAAUGUUUUCUUCAUAUGCUUGGGGAUUGAGCGCUGAUACCCUAGGUCGAAGAAAAACGCUCCUUACUGCAAUGCCUAUAGGGUCGUGUUUCAGUUUCUUCACAAGUAUUGCACCGAAUUUUGUAUCUUUAUGUGUACUUAAGUUUUUCUCAGCUUGCUUCUUAUCAUCAGCAAAUGCAGCGGGUUUCGUCUUUCUCGGAGAGAGUGUACCAGCCCAUCAUAGGAGUCAAUUUAUGUUUCUAAUGGCUAGCGCGACUAUGAUUGGACAAUUGGCUAUUUGCAUACCAGCGCUCAUAGUCCUACAAUUCACAUUUCACAUCGAAGUGGCCUGGCUGAGCCUGGUCUACCGUCCCUGGAGGCUACUCCUCCAGACUCUCAGUGUUCCUGGUCUCCUGGUAGCUUUGGGAUUGUAUUUCCUGGAGGAAAGUCCCAAAUUCCUCCUCAGUAAAGGACAAGAGGAACAAGUGAUGAAAGCUUUGAAGAGGAUCUAUGUGUGUAACACGGGGAAAGAUGAUGAUUCUUAUCCGGUAUCUUCCGUGUUCUUAGAAGCGUCAGAAAUGAAGACAGAAGUGAAACAGUCGCCAAUACAAAAGGUUUGGGGCCAAACGGCUCCGCUGUUCAAACCACCGCUAUUGGAGAAUUCUCUGAAGCUCUACUUCAUCUUAUUGUGCUCGUAUAUGACUUCCACAGGUUUCACGAUGUGGGUACCAACAAUAACCAACGCAUAUUUCAACGGAGAGAACAAUGUCACCGGGUUGACGUUUUGCGAAGUCGCAAGUGCUGCCGCGAGUAAAACUGCGUACAAAAAUACUACACUAGCAGCAAGCAUAGACUGCAAUGACGUCGUCAAACCCAAAGCGCUCUACGCGGUAAUGGUCUACUCCGGUCUUUGCGGUCUACUCAACCUGAUUCUGACGUUCAUAGUGAAGCCGUUGGGAAAGAAAAAGACCACGUUAUUAGUUAUUAUCAUUACGCUAGCAAGUGGAUGCUUUUUGCCGUUCGUGAGGGUUCCGAUAGUCAGCAUUAUAUUGUUCUUCUUCUUUCCGUAUGUGGCCUUGAUUUUGGGCAAUAUCAACACGUACUUGGUGGAAUUGAAUCCUACUUAUUUAAGAGGAAUGGCAACAUGUCUCUCAGUGGUGGUGGCGCGCGGGUUCGGCUUCAUCAGCGUGCAAGUGAUCGCUAUGAACAUGGCCAACCACUGCUUCCCGAUGAUAUGCAGCUAUAUUUUGCUGGGUUUCUUGGGCCUACUUACCGCUUUCUUCCUGCCGCCAGAUGAAAAGAAAAUAGAAAAGAUCUAAGAAAAAUUUAUAUAUAUUAUCUUUAUUGUAUUUUGUAUGUAUUUAACAAUCUUAUAUCCGUAAUUUUUAUAUUUUAAUCUAUAUAUAAGAAUCAUGCAAAUAUAAAAACAUAUAUGUAUAUGUAUAUAAUAUAAUAUAUUAAUAUAUAAUCAUUUUAUAUUUAUUUUGAGGCAAUAAUUUUGCGAUCUAAGUAUAGGAUCGAUUCAGCCCCAUGGUGUGGCGUCAUAGGCAUAUUCAAAAUAAUUAAAAACUAGUGUGUAUAACGUUUGUAACUAGGUAAUUAAAUUUUACGUAAGUCACACAAAAUAAAAUAAACCGUGAUUUUGAAGUAAAUAUAUUUUUUAAGUUAGAAAGUAACUCAUAACUGUGUUGCAAUAAAAACAAUUUAAUGCAUAGGUACUUGAAUAUGUAAAAAUCAACAUUAUUUGGCAGUUAAGGACGUUACAGAAAAGAGCCAUUCGCUCUAUAUACAUAUAAUUUACGUGCUCGGGACUCACUAAGAGAUCUCUUUAAGAAUACUGGUAUACUUACUGUAC
Molecule: messenger RNA, 1993 nt
Organism: Colias croceus (clouded yellow)
Lineage: Eukaryota; Metazoa; Arthropoda; Insecta; Lepidoptera; Pieridae
Product: synaptic vesicle glycoprotein 2C-like
Exons: 9
Coding region: 18-1457 (479 amino acids)
Biological process (GO): transmembrane transport
Molecular function (GO): transmembrane transporter activity
Source: RefSeq, a predicted model, not a curated record